CCGGAAAUUCAAGAGUUACCUUCUCCGAAUCUAUUUUUCGAUACGGGAUAUGUAGAAAACAAAUAAGAGAUCGAAGGCAAAAUGUUGACAGAUGUGUCGCGAGAGUGUAAUGUGAGAUUACUUUGAGGAUGUUACUGUGAGAGGAUCAGAUGGGCAGCUGAGGUAUUGUCCUUGACAUUCAGUUACCAUGACACUGUAUCAUAAAGUGACCUUGACCUUGCUGGUCUGGAGUGUAUUUGUGUGUUCUGUUGUAAGGUCACAAACUCUGACACAAAAACUGGAUUUAUUAAUGAAAAAUGCAUCUGUUACACAGUAUGAUGAAUAUCUAUGUAGUAGUUAUAAACUGCCAGCAACUGACCAAUAUAUAGUGCAAUAUGAAGCUUUAGCUAACGCGGGCACCGCCCACCACAUUCUGUUGUUUGGUUGUGAUGAACCAGCCAGUAACGAUGCCUACUGGCAUUGUGGUCGAUUAUGUAAAUCACAGGAACAAAUUUUAUUUGCGUGGGCCAAAAACGCCCCUCCUCUCCAACUACCCAAAGAUGUUGGAUUUCGUGUUGGUGGUCAGACCAAUAUAAAAUAUAUUGUCAUCCAAAUCCACUACAUAAAUCCAUUACCAGCGGGAUCAUUAGACACUUCAGGGAUAAGGCUUCAAAUGACCUCUCUAAGACAGAGGUACGAGGCCGGUAUUUAUUUAUUGUUGGCGUAUUCCGUGAGGAUACCAGGCAACAGCAUCAAUAUUUUUGCCGAUAUUUCUUGCCAGUUUAAAGCGAGCGGUCCCAUAUAUCCUUUUGGAUUUAGAACACAUGCUCACAGUUUAGGCAGGGUGAUAUCUGGGUACCAGGUCAAUAGUACGUAUAAUCUGAUUGGGAAGGGGAACCCCCAAUGGCCCCAGGCUUUCUACCCAGUAGAGAACAAAAUUGUCAUCCAGAAAGACGAUUAUCUGGUUGGUCGCUGUGUGUAUAAUUCCACUGGAAGAAAUCGAGACACUUAUAUUGGGGCCACACAUAACGAUGAGAUGUGUAACUUCUACAUCAUGUACUAUGCAGACCGGAACACCAGACUGCAGUACCACUCCUGUGCCGGGAACAACAUGCCAGGUCUGGUUCAGAAACUACCGGCAUACUCCUACCAACAGCUUCCCCACAAUCCCCUCCUGGAGAUGGCAGCCCACGGGACGCACGGUCACAUGGGGGAUGCUAAAGGUCACAGUGGGAAUUCAGUAGUGACCGCUGCUCCGGUUACCAGGGCGCCAACAACAACUCCGACGCCAGCACCGACAAAACCCACCACCAGAAAACCAGAAACAGUGACUCACUUGAUGGACUUCGAGUCUGACUUUGGUGGCUCCAUGGGGAGCCCGACCCCGGGGUCAGAGGUCGUGAUAGGUCAGGUGGGCGGGGUAGCAACGGACAAGUACGGCAAUGUCUAUGUGUUUCACCGAGGGGAGAGGGUUUGGAAUGGACAAACUUUCGACUACAACAACGUGUUUCGGCUGCAGGACAAACCCAUCAGUGCUAACUGUAUUGUAGUCUAUGACAAGAAUGGGCAAGUCAUCAGGCAGUUUGGCAGAGACAUGUUCUUCCUACCUCAUGGUAUUACCGUGGAUGACAACAUGAAUGUGUGGGUGACAGAUGUGGGUCUUCAUCAGGUGAUGAGGUUCCCGGCUGGCAGUGACCAGACUGAUUUGGUCCUGGGUCUCAGAUUCAAACCAGGCAAGGGAAAUAACCAGUACUGUAAGCCUUCAGAUGUCGCCGUAAUGUCUACAGGGGAAUUCUUUGUCAGCGAUGGGUACUGUAACUCUCGGAUUGUGAAGUACGACAGGACAGGAUCAUUUAUCAAGGAGUUUGGAGCCAGUAGUACAGCUACAUUUGGUACAGAUAAACCCGGCCCCGGUACCUUUAACGUACCCCACAGUAUGACCAUCGCAGAGGACAAAGGUCUCCUGUGUGUGGCUGACAGAGAGAACGGGAGAAUUCAGUGUUUUGACUUCGAGGGAAACUUCCAGCGGAUGGUAGAAUCCCCCGACUUCGGGGGACGUCUUUUUGCCGUGUCUUACUGUCCUCUACAUGGAGGGCUUUUGUUCGCCGUCAACGGACCAAACUUAUCUGGGAACCCACCUGUACAAGGAUUCAUUAUUGAUAUUAACGACGGCCAGGUGAUUGAGACCUGGAAUGCCAAACCCGGAUUACGGAAUCCACACGAUAUAGUGGUGGAUCCAGUGAAUUUACGGGUGUACGUUGGAGAACUUGAUCCCACCAAAGUUUGGAGAUUUGAUAUGAAGGCAGAUGAUGGCUCAGGACGGCAGGGAGGAAUUUUCCACAGUGGCACCACCCCAGUCAGCUCAGGGACCACCGUGAACGCCACAUUUGUGGAGACCCAGGAGACAAACAAGAAGUCCCUGACGUCAGAGGAGGAGAUGAUGCCGGCCAUCAUCAUCGGGGCCCUGCUCAUCAUCCCCAUCAUCAUCAUCAUAGUCAUUGUCAUUGUCAUCAGAAUCUACAAAAAAGAUUUCAUUAUUGAGGAUAGGAGAAAAAGUGAAAUAUUUGCCAACACAAUUGUUGCCGACGACAUCGAUCACGGUCCCGGAAGAAAUUUAACAUUGGUAACUUCCUCACUCCACACCGAGGAUUCGACCGACUGAGUCAGGAGGAGAGUGACACAGAAUUCGACCCGCUCAACGACGACUCGGAGGACGAAGAGGAAUAUUCCAUCACCCGAAAAGCCUGAGAGGUGAAAGGUCGAGGGUCAAAAAUCUUGUGCAAUUAUUUGAGGAAAAUUAGGAGUCGUUGAGCGGUUAAUAACAAUAUGUUGUUACUUAUUUCUGAGGCCUGAAAUCUCUGCAUCUUUUCACCCCAGUAGAUCCUGAGUUGUGAUAUUAUUAUGUAGAUUUCUUGUUGUUAUGUGAUAAGAGACUGUUUGUUUUUAAUGUAUAAAAUAUAUAAUUAUAUAGACAAAGCCACAUUGAUAGAGAAUGGGCCACCACAAACUUGAACAGUGUAGAAAUUAGUUUUUUUAUAAGGAAAAAGAAAUAAAAGAAAAAACAAGAAGUUAAAUUAUUUGAUGUGAAAUCCAUUGAAUCUAAGUUUAGUCAUGACCAGGGUAAUAUUAAUUGGGUGGGGGCGUUAUACGUCUUGGGAUAAAGUUCCUGUUCUUUGGUCGCAGGUGUUUAGACCUGCAUCGUAAAUACCUCAUAAUUUUACGUAGACAGGGCUACGUCUUAGCGAUUACAGAACUGAUUUAUUUUUGUCCUAUGCAUGCAUUUUAUUGAGACUUGAUGACCAGUUUAUGUUUCGCAAGGUUAAAAUUACCCUGAUUUUUUGUUUUGUAUAGUACAGUGGUAAUUUUAUAUUACCAAUAAUAAAUUAUGAUUAUAAUUGUUAGGUAUUUAUUGACAAAUUGUAUUUUUAACCAAUCUAUUUAUUAUUAAUAUUAUUUAAUUAUAUCUGCCAUUGCUGAGCAGAUUUAAACAUGCAAUAUGAACCCAAAUUGUUCAGGCCUAUUUUUGUAGUUUCUUGUGAUUAUAGCCUUUUCCAUGUUGUGUGUUAGGACAUUGUGUCUCUUUUAUUAAUGAUUUCACAAUCAACUUUUCACAACACAGCCCAGAAAGGGCUAAUUUUAUUAUUCAGAUGACGGACCUUUUAGUAUUCUCAUUUUUUUAUAUUGUUAUGUUUAUAUACUUUAUGUUAAUAUUUUCUGCACAAUUAUUGCAAUAUCCAUGAUUUUGUUUACCAUAUUAUGUCAUUAAAUUAUUAUGAAAUCAUGUAUACUUCUGCCACUAACAAAUAUAUAUAGUACUUAUUUGCGAUUAUAAUUUCAAAAUCUAGGUACAUGUAAGGCAACAUGUUUGACAUCUGCUCUGGUGAAGGUCAUAGGUCAAGGUCAUGAGUCAAGGUCACAUGUCCUUAUCUUGUAACCAUACCAUGCUUUCUAGUCCAUCGUAUAAACACAUUCCUAUUUUGUUUCUUGAUAAAAUAUUAUUUAUGAUAUUUCGAAAGAAAUUAUCCAUUGAGCUUUCAUUUCUGAUUCCCAGAUCUGAAUUAAAUAUUGAUAAAAUGCUUGAAUGUCAAUAAUUUUAACAAAUUAUACACCUACCUUUGGCUAAUUUAAAAUUGAGAUUUAUGGAAGAACCAAUCACAUGUUUUAUAAAUCAUGUAUAUAAUUGUUAUUUUCUUACUAUAUAUCUUAUUAAUGUCUGUUAAUUCUUUCUGAAUAUUUAGUGUACCGAUCUCAUUAGCUCAUUUAUACAUGUAUUGGUAUUCAAAGUUGAAAAUGUAAAGAUUUUUCAAACUUGAAAAUAUAAGUUUAUAUCAGACAUGCAUUUUCAUCAGUAUGCGUAUAUAUGCUUGCUUUUCAUCCAUUCAGUUGGUGCAGUAAGCUGGAAUCUUUAUUUUUCUAUUGUACCUCAAGUAUUAAAGGAAGAAUGGUAGGCUUUUUAGAUCAGUGGUAAUAAAUUAUUUUACUAUUUCACUAUUAAACACCUAUACAGAUUUUAUAUCUAUGUCUGAACAAUAUUUUCAUUCUUACAGCUGUAUGUAUUUUUUAGAUUUCUCUGUUAAUACUUUGGUGGUGUCCUUUUGUUGUUUUAUGUUUUCUUCAUUAAUUCUGUGCAAUCAUGCCUAAAACUGUUUAUAAUGACCAAGGGAAGUAACUGUGUAUUAUUUCUGUACUGUUGCUUCUCCAUUUCUGUUCUGUAACACUUGUUCAAGAUUUAUACAAGAGGUUUUUCCUUUUGUGUAGAAAAUAUUUUAUUUUGUAUUUAACACACAAAAGCUGUGUUCUAUGUUAAUGUGUCAUUACGGAUCACCUUCCCAUCUUUCUUGGGAAUUUUAUGUUAAUUUUCCCACCUCACUUAUAGGGAGUCUUCUGUUACCAGCUGCACUUGUUGGGGCUGUAUAUGAGUAUUACUAAAUUAUUGCAUUUUAUUUAUCAUCAAGAUGCUAUCUUGUUAUGCUAGCUAUUCAUGGUGGAUCUUUGAUUCUUGUUGCCAAAGUUGAACACAGCCCCAUGGCAUUCUUGUCUCUAUACUAGCAUUCCAUUAAUGGUGUUGUCAUAUCAUCAGUAAAUAUUAUAAAACAA
Molecule: messenger RNA, 5076 nt
Organism: Saccostrea cuccullata (small rock oyster)
Lineage: Eukaryota; Metazoa; Mollusca; Bivalvia; Ostreida; Ostreidae
Product: peptidylglycine alpha-amidating monooxygenase-like
Exons: 22
Coding region: 188-2641 (817 amino acids)
Biological process (GO): peptide metabolic process
Cellular component (GO): extracellular region; membrane
Molecular function (GO): copper ion binding; protein binding; oxidoreductase activity, acting on paired donors, with incorporation or reduction of molecular oxygen, reduced ascorbate as one donor, and incorporation of one atom of oxygen
Source: RefSeq, a predicted model, not a curated record